UUAUAACAAAUAAAUAAAAAAAAGAGCGCGCAUAGCUAUGCUCGCUACCAGUUUGAUUUGAUCGCAUCGAUAAAGAUUGUUGAUUUGAAAGCUAUUCCGAGCACAUUAAGAUGGCGCUACGCUUGCGUCGUGACGUACAGAAGGCGUCGUACUAUGUGUGGUUCCUGGGGGCGGAGGAGGCGAAGGGGCUGCGUGGUGCACGCGUGAUUAACUCGGUGCUGCCGUAUCUGGUCGACAGAUCACGUGGCCAAGAGCCGCUCAAAGUGACGCUGCAAGUUUCACACAAGGGCAUCAAAAUCGUGCAGGGCUCAUCGAAGCAUUUAAUACCACACAGUGCCAUAACCAGCUCCGUGCAGACCGAUGACAUCGUCGCCUGUGUGCUGCUUCUCUAUAAUCCGGCCACCAAGUGCCCGUUGCAUGUCCACGCCUAUCGCUGCGACUCGGAGCAAACGGCGGAGGCGCUGCACUUACAAUUGCAAAUUCUCAUCAAUCGCCCCGACAAUCAAAAGCGUUUCGAGGAACUCGAGACCAGAUUGGGCAUCUUGCCGCCAUUGCCCGCUGGCAGCAGCAGCAGCAUGAGCGGCAGCAACGAGAAGCGCCACGAGUCGGCAACACACAAGUCGUCCUCAGCUUCUUCCUCAGCCACGCAUCAUCAUCAGUCACAACAGCAACACCACAAGGAGUCAGCGUCACAUCAUCAUUAUCCACAGCAGCAGCAGCAGCAGCAGCAGCAGCAGCGACGCCAUGAGACGUCGCCAAAGCGUUUUAGCAGCAGCCUGGGCAGCGACACUGGCAACAGCACACGCGAGUCCGAGUGCAGUGAGGAGCACGGCCUGGCCAGCUCACCAGUGUCGCGUUCGCCACCGCAUGCGGCACAUGGCGCAAGCAGCAAGCAGCAGCAGCAGCAGCAGCAGCCGGAGCGUCAUCAUCAUCAGGCACAUGCAGCGCUGUCGCAUCCGCCGCUAACAGCGCAGCAGAAUAGCGAACUGUUUGAUUCGCUGGCGGCAGAGCUGCGCGCUAAGCUCAACGGCAAUGGACCGCCGCUGCUGCUGCCGCCGCGUGACUAUGAUACAGUGCAUCGCUCCAAGGGCAAUCUGACAGCUAUAGAGCUGCGACGCUGCCGCAAUGCUUUGAUUGUAGGUGGUGCGCCCAAGGCACAGGCAGCAGCAGCAGCAGCAGCUGCGGCGGCGUCAGCAGCGCCAGCAACAGCCACAAAGGUGUCAAGUCGCGGCAGCUCCGGCAUUGGCUCGGAUCUAGCGCCUAGUCCAGAGCGUCAGGAGCUAAACAGCAGCAGCGAUGAUGAGCACUGGUCAAAUGAAGCGGACAACUCGGUUAUAGCGCUGAAGCCAUCGCAGAUUGCGCUGCCGGCGUCACAUGCGCAGCUGAAGCGUCAAAGCGCCGUGCAGCCGCCCAAGGAUAGUUACCUUAGGGAUUUGCCCGCCAAGCCGUAUGUGCCGCGCCAGCUUGAGCGUGAGCGUGAGCGUGAGCGUGAGCGCACCAAGACGCCCGCUUCAAACAAAUCCUGGUCACGUGAGGAUGACAUCAAGCCCAUUAUAAUGCGUCCAGCCGAUUAUGAUGCCAAAUUCAAUCGCGUCAUGCAGCUGGAGCAACCUGCAGCUGCUGCAAAGCUGCGCGACACAGACAAAUAUAAUGAAAUAAAUCGCUUAUUAAACAAAAAACUAAGCGCUGGACAACGCGAGCGUGAGCGCGACCGCGAUCGCGAUCGCGAGCGUGAGCUUGAGCCUGAGGAUGACUUUGAUGAUUCGGAUGCUGGCAGCGGCGAAACGCCGCCCAUACACUCAAGCUAUCGCAAAGAGAAUCUCACCGACAAGCAAAAGUUUAUGGAGUACGCCAACAAGAAGCAGCAGCAGCAGCAGCAGCAGCUCAAAUCUUAUGCAGCGGAGGAGGCGCAACGUUAUGGCGGCCAGCGUCAUCGCUAUGUGGAUCCAGCUGAGCUGCCGUUUGAGCAGCCGCCGCCGGCGUCAGCAAGCUCAGGCCAUAACAAAUAUGCAGCAGUGCAUCGCGCAGAGCAGCAGCAGCGCAGUCAGCGACACGACAGAGAGCGAGAGCGCGAGCGCGAGCGCGAGCGUGAGCGUCCGCGCGAACGUGAGCGUGAGCGUGAGCAUGAACACUCACGCGAUCGCAAUCCGUAUCGCGAAGCGGAGAGCUUGCCCUAUAUACAAAGCAUGGAAAAGUUAAUGAAGAGCACAGGCAUGCGCUAUGGCGAGGAUGCCUCAAGCAGAGCGCCGCCGCCAGCAGCAGCAACACGCAGCGGCAACAGCUCAAGCGCAGGCGGCGGCGGCGCCAGUCAAAUUUCACCACGUGACCGUUUUCAUGAUGCCAAGGACAAGUUUCGCGCCAUGGAACAGCAGCGCAGCAGUCGCUAUGAGCUGGAUGAAUGCGAUGCUGAGCAGCAGCAGCAGCAGCAGCAGCGCGUGCGUCGACGUCGCGGCUCUGUCGAACCGCCGCCCAGCUAUGAGCAGUGGAGCGAUGAAGAGCUAGAGCAGCAGCCAGAGUCGUUAAUAAGUCGCACGCGUGCGCGUUCACGCGAGCAUUGGGAGCAGCAGCAGCAUCAGCAGCAGCAGGAGUCGUCGCAGCAACAUCGCAGUCACAGCAGCAACAGCAGCGCGCUGCGUGAGCGUGAACGUGAGCGUCGUGAUUAUCCGUUGCAGCGACGCAGCGAACUGUCGCGCGAUCAUUCGCAUGAUCCUUAUCGUCAUGAGCGCGUGCGUGAGUCGCAGUCACGCGGACACACGCGUGAUUAUGUUGAGCCAGCCAGCAAGUCCAGCUCAUCACGUGGCGCUCAUCAUGCUGAGCGUUAUCCAUCGCCAGCGCCAACGCCCAACAGCAGCAGCGGCGUCGGCGGCGGCGUCGGCUCAGUGCCAGGCAAAUCUUUAGCCAGCAUGCCCAAGGGCUAUCGUCAUAGCUAUGCGGAGCCAGUGUUUGCACGCUCCGGCGGACGUGUUGGCCUCGCUGCAGUCAAUCCUUACUGAUAUCCUUACAUUAUUUUAAAAUUGGAUUUCCAUGCGACUCUCUCUCCAGGCUCCAAGCCCAGCGGCAGCGUCUGUAAUUAUGUGCCUUCGUUCUUUUUUAUAUACGAACAUAAGUAUGUAUAUGCAAAUGUAUACAUUAGCUUACUGUUACACACACACACACACACACACACACACACACACACAUACACAUAUAUAUAUAUAGCAUAUAUGUUUAUAUGAUAUAUAGCAAAAGCUACGUUUAUACUUUUGCUUCCACACACACAAACUUCAAACAGAGUCUAGACUUUAAGUUGCGCGGUUGAUUGGUAUACAAAUCAUAUACAUAAUGCUUAUAUACAUAUAUAUAUAUAU
Messenger RNA from Drosophila busckii, 3347 nucleotides. Its product is annotated as histone-lysine N-methyltransferase, H3 lysine-79 specific. NCBI's taxonomy places the organism in Eukaryota, Metazoa, Arthropoda, Insecta, Diptera, Drosophilidae. The record is from RefSeq and is a predicted model, not a curated record. The transcript has 5 exons. Bases 111 to 2993 code for a protein of 960 amino acids.